CCCAUCCUUCCUCUUCUCUCUCUAUAUUCUCUUACAAUUUCCAAAUACUUUUUUUUUUUUUAGUAUUUUUAAUUUUAUUUUCCGCAUCUCUGAUCUCUGCUAAGAAUUCUACGGAGUAUUUAACAAAAAAAAUCAAUUUAUUUAAAAAGGAGCCGAAUAGCCAAGACAAUGAAGAGAAGAGAGGAACCUUUGGGAAGAGAGAGGACGAACACAUCCUCUGUUUUUGUCUUGUACAUAUAAAAAAUAAAAAAAAUAUAGUAUAUAUAUUUAUAUAUUUAGCAUGUAUCUGCAUAUGCCUUGUGUUUAGAUCUCCGUUUCAUCCAAUUCACCGUCUGGGUUUUCUUCAAAAUGUUUCUGUUUUUGGGCCCUGAUCUAUGUGAAUUAUGCAUUUCAUAGUCACUGGAUUGAGGUCUUGAUUGAUGCAAACAAGGAUGAGAUGUUCCUCGAUUGAAUCCGACGUUUGUUAGUUGGUUUCUGAUCACUAUCUGCAACUGAGGUCUGCCUGAUUUUCUGGAUAAGAAAUGAUGGAAUCGGAUCUCGGUAAGCUAUUCAUUGGUGGAAUAUCUUGGGACACGGAUGAGGAUCGUCUUAAAGAGUAUUUUAGAUCGUAUGGAGAAGUGGUUGAGGCUGUGAUCAUGAGAGAUCGCAACACUGGUCGUGCCCGAGGUUUCGGUUUUGUGGUCUUUGCUGAUCCUGCAGUUGCUGAACGAGUGGUGAAGGAGAAGCAUAUGAUAGAUGGAAGAACUGUUGAGGCGAAGAAGGCUGUACCUAGGGAUGACCAAAACAUAAUAAAUAGAAGCAAUAGCAGCAUUCAAGGGUCUCCGGGUCCUGGACGCACAAAAAAGAUUUUUGUAGGAGGGUUAGCAUCCACAGUUACCGAAAGUGACUUUAAGAAGUACUUUGAUCAGUUUGGCACGAUCACGGAUGUGGUUGUGAUGUACGACCACAACACUCAACGGCCAAGAGGGUUCGGGUUCAUAACUUAUGAUUCGGAGGAUGCGGUGGAUAGGGCAUUGUAUAAAACCUUUCAUGAACUCAAUGGUAAAAUGGUCGAGGUGAAGCGUGCGGUUCCAAAAGAGCUUUCUCCCGGCCCUAGCCGUAGCCCUCUGAUUGGAUACAACUAUGGUCUCAGUAGACCCAACAACUUUCUUAACAACUAUGCGCAGGGGUAUAAUCUGGGCUCGGUUGGAGGCUAUGGGGUCAGGAUGGACAAUAGGUUUAGUCCCGUUGCUAGUGGUCGUACGGGGUUCUCUCAAUUUGCUAAUCCCGCUUAUGGAAUGAGUAUGAAUUUGGACCCGGGAUUGAAUCCUAGCUUUGCGGUGGGUUCCAACUUUAGUAGUAAUGUCGGUUAUGGGCGGGUUCUGAGCCCAUAUUUGAGUAGCAAUUCGAGCAGGUACAAUACUCCCAUCGGGUAUAGCCCGAGCAGUAACCGCGGUGAUUCCUUUUUAGCCUCUCCAACGAGGAACCUAAGGGGAAACGGAGGCCUCAACACUUCAAUGACUCUCGGUGGCUCGGGUUCGUUCUUGGCUUCUGGUGGUUUUGGAGUGUUUGGAAACAACGGGGCGAAUUGGGGGUCUUCUGUUCCCGCUCAAGUUGGCGGGAAUUCAUCUGGCGGCUAUGCUGGCGGGAAUUUCGGAUUCCGGAGCGGGGAUAACAGUUACGGGCUGGGAUCUGGAGGGAUUGGAAGAAAUAAUGCAGCAGCUAUGGCUACAACAUCUUCGUUUACUACACCUAUCGGUGCAUACGAGGGGUCUUACGGGGAUUUAUAUCGCAGCGCUUCUAUGUAUGGAGAUCCAACUUGGCAAGCUGCGUCUUCUGAUCCCGACGGUUCUGGUUCUUUCGGAUAUGGACUUGGAAACCCGGGAGCUGCUACCGCCAAAGAUUCCGAAGGUUAUAUUGGAGGUUAUAAUAUUGCAAAUAGACAAUCAAAUAGAGGAAUUGCAGCAUAGGAGUUCUCAUUAUUUGGAUAUAUGGAAGAUAAUAUUAGGAGAAGAGACGUCAGUGAAGUGGACCUUGAACGUUUUAUAAUACAUAUUUCAGAUAAUAAGGAAAACUGAUGAUAUAGAGCUAACGUCGUGGGUCUUGUCUGAAAGGGCGCAAGAAUAGGUGUGUUCCAAAAGAGAGCAGUUUUUAAGGGAUUUUGUCAAGGCUUAAGGUUUUUCGUUUUUUUUUUUUUUUUUUUUGGUUGCUAUUUAUAAGUGAUUUAGGCUCCAUUCUCAGCAUUUGAUCGAGAUGUAAAUGAGAUUGCAGGAGAUACACUCACAAUAUGCUUGUUCUUUAUGAUCCGCCACAAACCAAGUAACGCUGGUACAAGAGAGGUAGAGCAUAUUUUGAUCGAUAAAUUCUUUUUUUUUUUUUUUUUUAGGUUUUUGUGCGGUGUAGUGACUGACUGGCAAAGUAUGCCGGUGUUUCUCGUUUAGAGUUUCCCCGUUUAUUUUCUUCUCUGGGAUUGUGUGUGCUCUCUCAGAUUGUUUGUGAGAUGUUGCCUGCUUGAUAAUGGUGUGGAACAAUAUAGGGAUACCACAUAGGAUCCCCCAUCAAUAAAGUACUCAAUAUUUCUAUUCAUAUUA
This is a messenger RNA of Ipomoea nil (Japanese morning glory), 2570 nucleotides long. RefSeq names its product heterogeneous nuclear ribonucleoprotein 1-like. Gene Ontology annotation, molecular function: RNA binding. The coding region runs from base 522 to 1949 and encodes 475 amino acids. The transcript is spliced from 5 exons. Lineage: Eukaryota; Viridiplantae; Streptophyta; Magnoliopsida; Solanales; Convolvulaceae. The record is from RefSeq and is a predicted model, not a curated record.